Molecule: messenger RNA, 969 nt
Organism: Acaulospora colombiana
Lineage: Eukaryota; Fungi; Glomeromycota; Glomeromycetes; Diversisporales; Acaulosporaceae
Source: the annotation of a GenBank genome assembly
AUGUUGACGGAUUGGGCGAUAAAACAGCUGGAGAAGAUAACAUACGAAUACCUGAAAUUGGACUGCGAGGAGGGAACUUGCUACGGAGUACUGGCUGUUCAUCGUAUAUGCUUUGCUCUUUCAUUCUUUCACAUCAUAUUGGGACUUUUGGUUAUUGGAGUAAAUGAUACUCGUAGUAAGAGAGCGGAAAUACAGAAUGGGUGGUGGGGUCCGAAAAUUCUAUUGUGGAUAUUUCUUCUUGUCAUUUCCUUUUUCAUCCCGAAUCAAUUCUUCAUGUUUUGGGGAAAUUAUAUCGCUUUGAUUGGUGCUACCAUGUUUAUUCUGGUCGGUUUGGUGCUUUUGGUUGAUUUCGCUCAUUCCUGGAGUGAAACUUGCAUUGAAAAAUGGGAGGAGUCGGACAAUAACAAAUGGAAGUAUAUCCUUGUUGGAUCCACAAUAUCGAUGUUCGUCGGGGCGAUUGCGCUUACUGGAAUCAUGUACGGAUUUUUUGCUGGAUCUGGAUGUCAUCUUAAUCAGUUCUUUAUAACAUUCAACCUUAUCCUAUGCGUAAUCGGAACUUUCGUGUGCAUCCACCCGUCCGUGCAGGAGGCAAACUCUCGUUCCGGAUUAUCCCAAGCUUCAAUGGUUAUCAUUUAUUGCACCUAUCUUAUUCUCAGUGCAGUGGCUAAUGAACCGUCUGACAACGAAAAUGGAUGUAAUCCAUGGAAGAGAAGCGCUGGUACAAGAACGACCACAAUUGUCCUAGGAGCUGUGUUCACAUUCUUGGCGAUUGUGUACUCAACAUCGAGAGCUGCUACCCAAGGCAAGGCAUUAAUAACUAAAUCGGAUUAUCAUCCUGUUAACACUGCAACUGCGAUACCUUUAACGACUAACUCGCUUAACGGACUCACUUCUAACAAGCGCUCUGACGCGCUGUUGGCUGCAGUUGAAAGCGGGUACGAUUUAACACCGUUUAGAUUUUUUACCUAA